AUGAUAAACGACUUCAAAGCAUCUAUGAUUCACGAGUUUGAAAUGACAGAUAUCGGGCUUAUGGCAUAUUAUCUUGGCAUUGAAGUCAAACAAAGUCAUGAAAUCUUGGCAAAGUUUGGAAUGGAGAAUAGUCAUCCCAUUAACACUCUAAUCAAAGGUGGAAGUAAGCUAUCCAAAUAUGAUGAAGGUGAAAAUAUUGAUCCAAUUUAUUUCAAAAGUUUAGUUAGAAGCCUUCGCUAUCUCACAGCUACACACCCAGAUAUUUUAUAUGAAGUUGAUCUAAUCAGUCGCUUCAUGGAAGAGCCCAAGACAACUCAUCUGAAAAAAGCCGAGAGAAUUCUUCGUUACUUGAAAGGAACACUAGAACAUGGAUUAUUUUAUCCAUCUACAAAUAACCAUAGCCUUAUUGGAUACAAUGACUGUGAUUGGACUGGUGAUGUAGAUGAUCAGAAAAGUACCACAGUAAGAAAUGUAUUGAAGCAUUUGGGUGUUGAACAAGAACAACCCACAGAGAUUCAUGUUGAUAAUCAAUUAGCAAUAGCACUAGCAAAUAAUCUAGUGUUCCACGAAUGA
Camellia sinensis is the source of this 573-nucleotide messenger RNA. NCBI's taxonomy places the organism in Eukaryota, Viridiplantae, Streptophyta, Magnoliopsida, Ericales, Theaceae. The record is from RefSeq and is a predicted model, not a curated record.